This is a messenger RNA of Ipomoea triloba (trilobed morning glory), 3361 nucleotides long. RefSeq lists its product as uncharacterized. The record is from RefSeq and is a predicted model, not a curated record. NCBI's taxonomy places the organism in Eukaryota, Viridiplantae, Streptophyta, Magnoliopsida, Solanales, Convolvulaceae. Gene Ontology annotation, molecular function: protein binding. The transcript is spliced from 19 exons. Bases 1 to 3177 code for a protein of 1058 amino acids.
AUGGGAAUUAGAGGCUUGCGAGCUGAAGAUAUACCUGAUAUUGUUGCCAGAGUUUUCAAGAUGAAGCUAGAUGCAUUAAUUAAAGAGUUCAAGAGUGGAAAAUUAUUUCGACCAAUCAAAGCAUUGAUAUACACAAUUGAAUUUCAAAAACGGGGACUACCGCAUGCUCAUAUAGUCAUUUUUCUAGGGUCAACCGCUAUCGUUUCAUCUCCUGAGGAAAUGGACUCCUUAAUCUCAACUGAAAUACCUAAUAAAGAAAAUGAUCCUGAAUACCAUCAAGCAGUUGAGGACUUUAUGAUACAUGGUCCUUGCGGUAUUGCUAGGAAAGCUUCAUCUUGCAUGGUUAAUGGGAAAUGCUCUAAACACUUUCCAAAGAAGUUUGUUGAUUCGUCGUCUUUUGAUCAAGAUGGAUACCCCUUAUAUAGAAGACGUGAUGACGGCAAAACAGUUAAAAGAAAUGGCAUUGAGUUGGAUAAUCGCUAUGUGUCUAGAUCCCCCGCAGUUGAGAGACUUAGUUUCCACUUGCCAGAUAGCCAUACUGUUUUUUUCCAAGAUGACGAAGACGUGGAAUCAGUAUUGACAAAUCCAACUUUGGGCCAAAGCAUGUUCACUGAAUGGUUUGAGACCAACAAAAAAUACCCCGAAGCAAAGCUUUUAACCUAUCUUGAGAUGCCAAAUAGAUUUGUGUGGAAGAAAAAUAUUCGUCAAUGGCAACCAAGACAAAGGGGUUUUUCAGUUGGUAGGAUAUUUUAUGUACCACCUGGUAGUGGUGAGUUGUAUUACCUAAGGUUUUUACUGAACAUAGUCAAAGGUCCUACAAGUUAUAAUGAAAUAAGGACAUACAAUGGAGUUGAAUACCAGACUUUUAAGGAGGCAUGUUAUGCACGGGGCUUAUUAGAAGAUGAUAAUGAAUACAUUGAUGCAAUUGAAGAAGCUAGCCAGUGGUCAAGUGCCUAUUCUUUAAGAAAGUUGUUUGUUACUCUAUUAAUGUCAAAUACAAUGGUUUCUCCAGAAUCAGUGUGGAACAAAUCUCUUCCACAGCAUGAUUUAUUGUCCUUCAUCCAAUCUACUAUUAACAAGCAUGAAGGCCCUUCUCAUUGUUGGCUAAACGGAAUUGCGUUGAAAAAGAAUUUCUUUAAGAAAGAAGGCAUUACUUUGGUUAUUGUAGCUGAAUUCUUUCAAGGUUCCUCUUUGUCACAACAUGACCUUUUUAUCAUGCUUGAUAAAGUCAAAUUACUUCAGCAGAGGUAUCCUUUCCUUCCAGUAAUGGGAUAUCAGUAUAGCACAUCUCCCCUUCUCUCUAAAGAUGAUCACACACAUUUUCUCCGAAGAGUGAUGAAGGAAUACAUAACCUUUCCUAUUUUGUUGUCUAACAAGAAUUUUCCUAAGGGGCCUUAUGAGUCCUAUAAUCUACCAACGGAAGGAAGUGGAUUCCAUGAUUCUUGCUGUAACAAGAGUAGUAGGUUAUGGAAGAGGACUAGGAGGCUGCUUAGAUUACCCAGGCUGCAGCAACUGAAUUUUGUGAUAAAAAUCCCUGGAGUCAUCAAGGAUUUGAAAGUUCAGGAUAGGAAGACUGCUAAUUUCAUGCAUAAUAUGAAUAGUCCUUGGGAAAAACCACUUGAAGUAUUCAAGGAGCCAUAUCUCUGCUUUCCCUUGCGAAAUUUAUUUCUUUAUUUUCCAGGUUGUAUUUCAGUUGAUGAGAAAGGAAAUCGCGUUUUUGUUUCUGACAGUAAUCACCAUCGGAUCAUUGUAUUUGAUGCUAAUGGAGAAAUUCUAGACUCUAUUGGUUCCUCUCCUGGUUUUGAAGAUGGAGACUUUGAAAAUGCGAAGUUAAUGCGUCCUGCAGCUUCCUUUUAUCAUGCUGCUGACAAUUGCUUGUACAUUGCAGACUCAGAGAACCAUGCCAUCAGGAGAGCUGAUAUGGGGAGGAGAAUUCUAGAUACACUUCAUCCAGCAAUGAACUCAAAUAAGGAUUCCAACCGUUUAUGGAGCUGGAUUUUUGGCAAGCUUUGGAGCAGGAAGGAUAUAGAGGCUAAAUCUGAUGAAUUUCCUCCAAAAACAUUGCUAUUCCCUUGGCAUAUUUCAAAAUGUCAAAAUGAUCUCUUUGUUCUUAAUCGCCACUUGCAGACCUUAUGGAUCCUGGAUUUGGCCUCAGGGGCUCUCCAAGAAAUUGUGGAAGGAUUCUCGAAUAUAUCGGAGAUCUGUGGGCAUCUUAUACUGGAGAAGUCAAAUAUUCUUAAACAAAUACCAAAUGAUUUGUUGAAGCAGCUAAUGCAUACUGAUUGCUCAUUGGAGGGAAUUCCAUAUGCUGGUCUCAUAUCUUCCAUUGCCACUUUUCAAGAUGAUCUAAUCAUUUGUAAUACAGUUGGUCAGGAGGUAUUAAAGUUCAAUUUCAAAUCUGCGACUUUAUCAACCUUCCAGUUCUCAAAUUUUAGCAUCCUUGGCCUUCCUUAUUGGUUCUCAUUUCCUCUGGAUAAAGAUGCGCUAUCAGGGCUUCAUGUUGAUCAUGCUGAACUUUUUAACUUGCUGCCAGGUAAAGUUGACAUAAAAUUGAGUAUCGAAAUACCCAAGUCAUUUGAGCUGGUAGAGCCCUUGAUCGAAAGUUGCAUAUGGCUCCAAGCUAGAGGAGCAGCAACAGUAGUAUCUGAAGCAGAGAGAAUUUCUACUUCUGAAAAGGUAUGCGCUGCCCAACAAUGGUACGAUGAACUUGACCACCGUACCUUCUGGGAAUCGGAAUUAGAAUCAAACAAAGAAGUACACAGCUCAACUGAAUCAAACGUAGAAGUGCUUAGCUCAAGUCCUUCAGAAGUUGUGCCGGAAGGGAAAGUUCUCAUUGAUUGCAGCAUCAACACCAGUCCUGGUACAAGUGAGGUCAUUAUUUCCGCCGCACUGUAUUUGAAACUGAGGAAGACUGCAGAUACCGGCAUGGAUAGUCGGGAGCAGAAGGCUGCCAAGAUAGCGGAUAGUUUGGACCCCACAAGAAGGGUAAGCAAAGAUUUGCUUGUUUCAUAUCUGUUGGCAUCAAAAAGAGAUUUGGAAGGCCUCAUUGUUACUCGACCUUUACAAGUGAGGCUCAAGUUUGAGUGCCCAAACCACCCAACAUCAGAAGAUAAUUCCAAAGAAAUUAUCAUAACUAAUUCUUCUAUAAAUGUUAGUGUUUCUCUUUUGAACCCAUAGUUUCUUACAGACAAGUAUUUACUUUUAGCAUCCUUUGUAUUCUUAUAUUAUUGUAAAAAUUUUGGUUUAUUGAGGGUAGUGUACUUUGAUGUAACCUAGAUCUUACCUAUCAUACUUCAAAUUGACUGGUGCAAGACGUUUUCGUGGUAGAGUUGGAGUUUUAUUGAAAAAGAGAAUUUUCAGA